AUGACGGACGGCAUCUUGCUGCGCGAAAUGCUCUCGGACCGCGACCUGUCGCGCUACGCGGUGUUCAUGCUCGACGAAGUGCACGAGCGCACGAUGAACAACGACUUGCUGCUGCCGCUGCUGAAGCUGCUGCUCGAGCGGCGCAAAGACGCGAAACUGAUUCUCUCGAGCGCGACGCUGAACACGAAGCUGUUCAAGCAGUACUUCCCCGACGCCGCGGAGCUCUCGGUUCCCGGCCGGCUGCACGACGUGCAGAUUUUCUACAGAGAAGCGAGCGUGACCGACUUCGUCGAGGCGUGCGUGAUGCAGUGCUUGAGCAUCGUGCUCGGCGACGCCUCCGGCGACCUGCUGGUCUUCUUGCCCGGCAAGGAAGAAAUCAAACUCGCGGCCGAGAUGCUGCAGUCGCUCUUCCGCGCAAAAGUAAUGGCGCUCGACUCCGCGCACAAGCCGAAGCGCAAGCUGCGCAUCGCGCGCAUGUACGCGGGGCUCGAUUUGCAGCAGCAGACUGAGGCGAUGACGCCCGCGCCCGAGGGCUGGGUCAAGGCGAUUUUCGUGACCAACAUCGCGGAAACCUCGCUGACCAUCCCCGGCGUCGUGUACGUCGUCGACUCGGGGCUGGUCAAAAUCAACAGCUUCGACGCGCUCACGAACAACGACGCGCUCGUGCUGUCGCGCAUCAGCAAGGCGAGCGCGAAGCAGCGCGCGGGCCGUGCGGGCCGCGUCUGUCCCGGGUUCUGCUACCGCAUGUACACGCUGCAGGAGUUCGCCACGGAGAUGGUCGAAGAGACCGUGCCGGAGCUGUGUCGCUCGGAACUGACUUCCGUCAUCGUACUGCUCACGAAGCUCGGCUACAAAAACCUGCUCGAGUUCCCGUUCCUGACGCCGCCGCCAGAGGAUCUCGUGCUCGCGUGCACCGCGAUGCUGUACGAGUUCGCGUGCCUCGACGACCGCGGCUUUCUGACGGACCUCGGCGACGUGGUCUCCGCCUUCCCCGUGCCUGCGCAGCACACACUAAUGCUGCUCGCGGCUGCGCGCCUCGGCUGUUCCCUCGAGCUCGUGAAGCUCGUCUCGCUGCUGCAAGCGCCGAACCUGUUCUUGUGGCCCUACGACCGCGUCGAGCAGGCGAACCGCGCGCACCGCAGCUUGCAGCUGCACCCGCAGUCCGCCGUGAGUCUGCGCGGCCCGCCUCUGGUGGUCUACGAAAAAAUCAUCAAAGCGAUCGACCACUCGCUGGUCGAGCAGAUGAAGUACUUGGCCAGCCAGCCGGGCUUCCUGCAGAAGAUUUUCGACUCGAUCGCUCCUUCGAUCCAAGGCCACGAGCAGCUCAAGAAGUCGAUUGCGUGCCUUCUCUUCGGCGGCAGUCGCAAGACGCUUGCGGACGGCUCGACCACACGCGGAAACAUUCACGUGCUGCUGCUCGGCGACCCGUCCACCGCGAAGUCGCAACUGCUGAAGUUCGCCGCGCUCGCCGCGCCGGUCAGCGUGUACACGUCCGGCAAAGGCUCUAGCGCGGCGGGGCUCACCGCCGCGCUGAUCCGCGACCAACAAGGCUGCUACGCGCUCGAGGGCGGCGCGAUGGUGCUCGCAGACGGCGGGAUCGUGUGUCUCGAUGAGUUCGACAAGAUGCGCGACGUCGACCGCGUAGCCAUCCACGAAGCGAUGGAGCAGCAGACGAUCAGCAUCACGAAGGCAGGCAUCAACGCGAUGCUCAAGACGCGGUGCGCGGUGCUCGCCGCCGCGAACCCGACCUUCGGUUCCUACGACCCCACGCAGGAGGUCAGCGCGCAGCACAACUUCGAGGCCACCAUUCUCUCGCGCUUCGACUGCAUCUGGCUGGUCAAGGACGCGCGCAACGCGCAGCUCGACAACGUGAUUGCGCGCCACGUGUUCAACCUGCAUCGUGUCGGCGACAGCACGCGCCACGCGCAGACGCAGCAAGCGCGUGGCGCGCACUUCUCGCCGGAAGAGCUCAAGAACUACAUCCGCUUUUGCAUGACGAACUGCCGGCCCGUCAUGGGCGCAGAGGCCGCGAAAGUGCUCGAGAACUUCUACGUGCAGAUCCGCGAGGACGCGCGGCGCGUGAAGAAGUUGCGCGGUCCUACGGCGAUCCCGAUCACCGUGCGGCAGCUCGAGUCGAUCAUCCGCAUCGCCGAAGCGCUCGCAAAGAUAUCGCUUUCGAACGCGGUGCGCCAAGAGCACGUCGACGAGGCGAUUAUGCUGUUCAAGCUGAGCACCCUGCAGCGCGUGGAGCGUGCGAUCAAUACAUUGUUGCGGCAGAAGCGCGAGCGGCAGCCGCGUUUCAACUUCAUCAACGACCGCGCGCUUAUGGAUUUGUUGGGCAUCCGCACUAACGACCUCAGCAACUUGCUGGCCGCAACGCUGCAACUGAACCAUUUGGCUUGCUUUGACGAGUUCAACCGCAUCAGCUACGAGGCGCUCGCUGCGCUCGAAGAACUCAUUCGCAGUAACUGCUUCGCGGGCGACGUGUCGUCGGAGUGGGUGGAAGACUUCAACAGCUUGCUGGACGACAGCCGCACGUUGACGCUCAGCAACGGCGAGCGAAUCAGCGCGUUGGCGCUGCGCAAGUUUCUGCUCAUGUGCGGGCCGCCGGGCUGCGGCAAGACGCUGCUGGUCGACCACCACUUGAGCAGCCAGUCGCAGCAGUACAUCUUGAGCGUGCCGCAGUCGCACCUGAUUUUCAUCGGCGCGAGUGGCGCGGGCAAGACGCUACUGACGCGGCUGGCGUGCCACAUGCUGGACCGCAAGAUCAUCGAGUUGAAGCCGAUGUUCGAGUUCAACGACGCGGAGUUUACCGAGACGAUCAAGCACCUCGUGCGGCUUUGCGGCGUGCAGCGGCAGAAGGUCUGUUUUCUGCUCGAGGAGAUCAAUUUGUUCGACACGAACUGCACCGAGAAGAUCAACUCGCUGCUGACGUCCGGCACGGUUAUGGGGCUGUUCGAGGGCGACGCGCGGACGCAGCUGCUGCUCGAUUGUCGCGCGUCGUGGCCGGAACUGAGCGGCUUGAAGGACGCGGAUACGCUGGACCUCGUCACGGCGAACGUGCAGCAGAACUUGAGCAUCGUGUUCACGAUGAACCCGAGCAACGCGUUCUACCAGAACCGCAAGCAGACGAGCUCCGCGCUAUUCAAC
Molecule: messenger RNA, 3150 nt
Organism: Dermatophagoides pteronyssinus (European house dust mite)
Lineage: Eukaryota; Metazoa; Arthropoda; Arachnida; Sarcoptiformes; Pyroglyphidae
Source: RefSeq, a predicted model, not a curated record